AUGUAUUUGCACACAGGUGAGAGGAGCUCAUAUAACUGAUGAGACCAGAGCUGGAAGCCACUUCCUCCAGUACCUGGUAGCGUCAGUGUUCAGGCAUUUAACUUCAGGACUGAAAACAUGUCUUCCUCACUGCAAGACUCCAUGGAGGGCCUCAUCCAAGUGUUCCACUCCUAUUCUGGAAGGGAAGGGGACAAGUAUAAGCUGAGCAAAGCUGAGCUGAUCACCCUGUUAAAUGGAGAACUCUCUGAACUCAUGACAGCCUGCAAUGACCCCACUAUGGUUGACAAGAUCAUGAAGAACCUGGACGACAACAAGGACGGUGAAGUGGACUUCCAGGAGUUUGUCAACCUGGUUUCUGCGAUCACUGUCCUGUGCAAUGAAUUCUUCGUAGAAUACAACAAGAGCAAGGAGGGGGGAGCUAAGAAAUAGAAUAUUUCACAUUAAAUCAAUACAAAAUGUACGUACUAACACUUGUCAUGUUAGGGAUGUAAUGUUUUGACUAAUUCCUUAAUCACAGCACAUUGUAACGUUGCUAAGGAGAAUCUUAAUAAAAAUCAUAUCCUGUU
Molecule: messenger RNA, 566 nt
Organism: Larimichthys crocea (large yellow croaker)
Lineage: Eukaryota; Metazoa; Chordata; Actinopteri; Sciaenidae
Gene: s100a1
Product: S100 calcium binding protein A1
Exons: 3
Coding region: 118-429 (103 amino acids)
Cellular component (GO): cytoplasm
Molecular function (GO): calcium ion binding; calcium-dependent protein binding
Source: RefSeq, a predicted model, not a curated record